AUGCAUUCAGCAGCAGAGACACAAGAUGCUGCUGCUGCAUCAGCAUCAGCAGCAUCAGCAGCAGCAGCAGCAGCAGCAGCAGAGAGACAGAACCGUGAGAGAGUUGAGGCAGAAUUAGCGGAUGAAGAUCUCGAUAGAAUGAUGGCAGAAAGGUAUCUGAAUUCUAAUAGACAGUAUCAUAGAUAUCAUUCUCUUAUUAUUACUCUAUAUAAAGAAUUAUAUUAUAGACAUCUUUUUCUUAGGUGUCCUGAGCUAGCAACAUGGGAACAUCGUCGUGAUUCAUGGAAUAAUUAUGCAUUACUUGUUGAAUAUCUUGCAGAUACUAGCUGCGCUAAGGAUCGUGAGACAUUAACCCUUCCUGUACAAUGGUUAUGGGAUAUGUUAGAUGAAUUUGUUUAUCAAUUCCAAGAAAGUUCUAGAUGGAUACAAAGAAGAUGCAAAACUCUUGCAGACACCACAGAUAGAAAAAAGCUACUUGCUGAGCUUGAGGCUGGUGAUUUAGAUGUAUGGCCAGCAGCACGUGUAUUUGAAUUGCUGCAGAAGAUAGUGCAGCAAAGUGGUAUAAAAGAGCAUUUGCUGCAGCAGCAGCAGCAGCAGCAGCAGCAAAGAUCAGAUGCAGCAGCAGCAGCAAAAGCAAUAGAAGAUGAAUUAGGAUUACAAUUAGGUUAUUUUGCUCUUAUUCUACAGCUUAAAUUACAUGUCCAAGUGGGGUUGUUCUAUUUAGGUGUAUGUAGUGUAAGCCUAAUAGAAUUAACACCUAAAUCUUUUUAUUGGCGUGUUCCUGUUGCUCAUUUCUCCUUUGUAUUUCAUCUUGGAUUUGCUUAUAUGAUGCUUAGACGCUACCAGGACGCAAUAAGAAUAAUGUCUCAAGCUGUGUUAUCUUUAUCUCGUCAACGUGGUCAGAUAUUAGGUGUACAUACACCGCAGAAUACAUCUUCUCUUAAUAGAUGCGCAGAUAGAUUAUUAAUUCUUCUUCUUCUUUCCUCUAAACUUAGCGGUAUUAAACUUGAUGAUUCUAUUCAUCAAACUAUUAAAGAAAGACAUAGUGAUAAAUAUUAUAAACUACAACAAGACACAGAGGAAGCAUAUUGUGAAUUAUUUACAUGGGGUGCCCCAAGAUUUAUUGAUCCUGCUGCUCCUCCAACAUAUGACGAUGCUGCCUUUGAUCGUUUUGUCUCGGGGAAAUCAGAAAUAAGAGUACAAGUCUGUAAAUUAUUCCUUAAGGAUGUAGAGAGUCGUCGUCGAGUAAACACCAUCAAUUCUUUUACUAAAUUAUAUCAUAAUAUUCCUCUUGCUAAAUUAGGACGUUUAAUGGGUGAUGGUAGCGAAGAAGGAGAGAAUAAUAUACGUAAUGGUCUUAUGUGUGUAAAAAUACAAAAUCAACAAAAAGUAUGGAGACAGGGACCAUUAACAUCUGGUGAAUUAAUUCUUACACAGAAUCAUAAUGAGCAUCUUAUUGAGUUCAAGAUUGAUGGAGAUAUGCUACAUGUUAAGGUAUAG
This is a messenger RNA of Eimeria maxima, 1500 nucleotides long. Its product is annotated as eukaryotic translation initiation factor 3 subunit 6 interacting protein, putative. Gene Ontology annotation, biological process: translational initiation. The record is from RefSeq and is a predicted model, not a curated record. Gene Ontology annotation, molecular function: translation initiation factor activity. Gene Ontology annotation, cellular component: cytoplasm; eukaryotic translation initiation factor 3 complex. The transcript has 11 exons. Bases 1 to 1500 code for a protein of 499 amino acids. NCBI's taxonomy places the organism in Eukaryota, Apicomplexa, Conoidasida, Eucoccidiorida, Eimeriidae.